This is a messenger RNA of Lichtheimia ornata, 3321 nucleotides long. RefSeq lists its product as uncharacterized. The record is from RefSeq and is a predicted model, not a curated record. Gene Ontology annotation, cellular component: catalytic step 2 spliceosome. Gene Ontology annotation, biological process: negative regulation of RNA catabolic process; regulatory ncRNA-mediated post-transcriptional gene silencing; RNA processing. Gene Ontology annotation, molecular function: protein binding. The transcript has 24 exons. The coding region runs from base 1 to 3321 and encodes 1106 amino acids. NCBI's taxonomy places the organism in Eukaryota, Fungi, Mucoromycota, Mucoromycetes, Mucorales, Lichtheimiaceae.
AUGGAUAAGCGAACUCUUCCACCACCACCUCGAAUAUCAUCAGCUCCAAGCUUGAAUGCACCUCCUGUGCCGACAUUUUCUAGUGCGCCCGAUCUUUCAGAAUUGACGAGUGCAUCCAGUGAACAACACAAACGCAAAAAGGAUAAACGGGACCGAUCACCACGACGCCAUUCACGUAGUCCUAAACGACGACGGCAUCGAUCGCGUAGUCCAAGACGACGAUCACGUAGUCCACGCCAUAGACGACGUUCACGCGAGCGAUAUCAUCAUCGACGUCGUCGAUCGCCAACACCACCACCUGUGCACUCAGGACAGCUGGAAACCGGAUGCACUUUUGUGAUUGAUAAACGUGGCGAUAUGGAUAAUAUCAAAUACGGUGAACUUGAGCGAUCUACAGUACCUGAAUAUCAUCGAUCCGGUGGCGGUUUGAUUAUUGGACUACCUACAUCACAAAAGAUCGACAUUGCUAGUGCAAGAUCGGGAAAAGUCCUCAAGAUCGUGUCUGCUUUAUCACGCAAGAAACCAACACGAUAUAUGGAUGCUGGAUUUACAUGGCAGGAAUCAGGCAAACGGAUUCGAAUCAAGCCAUCACGUGAUGAAGACAAGGAUGCCUUUAGCGAGGUUCAUGGUUUUGUGGGAUUGGAGUCGAAUCGCAAAAAGCCAAAGAAUGAGAAUGAACAAGCGAUCUCAAGUGGAGUGGAUUAUCGCAGUAUCGAAGGACCCAAGACAACGCAUGAAUUAUCAUCGGAUGAGGAGGAAAGUGAUCAAGAAGAAGGUGAAACGUUUGAUGAAUACAUACGUCGUCGUACCAUUGAACAAAAUCGACACUUGGAUGAGAACCCAAAUGAUGUGGAUGCAUGGUUGGCAUUUAUUGAGUUCCAAGACGAGGCGAGUCAAGGUGUCAACACAGUGGGAACAAAGGCCAAUAAGACCAGCUUGAACGAGGUCAAGAUGAGCAUCUUUGAAAAGGCCAUGCAAAACAACCCUAUGGAUGAAAAGCUAUUAUUGUCCUACUUGACAUGUGGUGAACAGAUCUGGGAUACAUUGACGCUUUUGAGGGAAUGGGAUAAGGCACUCAAGAAACGACCAGAAUCCAUCCGGCUAUGGGCUGAUUAUAUCAAUCUACGACAAACCAACUUUUCCAGCUUCUCUUUCACUGAAUGUGUCAAGGUCUUUGAAGAUUGCAUUCUCACGUUGAACAAGGUGGCACGUCGACUACAGCGUCAACGAAAACAUGAAGAUAAUUAUGAUGAGCGCGAAAAUAUCGAAUCAGUCAUGGUGUAUGUUUUCCUUCGAGGAUGUCUCUUUAUGAAACAAGCUGGGUAUCAUGAACGUGCAUUUGGCUGCUUACAAGCAAUCGUCGAGUUUACCUUAUUCCAACCACGGGCAUUGCGAUCUUCUGAGGAUACAUCGUUUGGUGAUCUCAUUGAGGAAUUCUGCGAGUUUUGGGAUACCGAAGUUGCUCGAUUUGGCGAAGAGGGAGCUAAAGGGUGGCACCAUUAUUACAACACAAAGAAUGAUCAAGGAGAACCUGAUGUUCCAGGGGCACCAGAGGAUGAGAAUAAGGAAGACAUUGAUGUAUUCAGCCUGCAAGAUUGGGUACGAUUGGAAGAGUCCAAAGAACUUCAAAGCCGAUUACCAUUAAGGAUAGCAACUAUUGACCCACACAUUGUUGAUGAGGAUCCCUACGUGGUUACAUUAUCCGAUGACAUCCGCGAUUUCUUAUUCGAUCUUACGACGCAUGAGGCUUGUCAAGCGUUGAUUUACAGCAUCUUUGUGUUUCUCGGAUUACCAUUCCCGCCACCUGGUGUCGGCACCAAUACCCACUUUUGUACAGACACGUUUACGCACAAUGAAAUGAAGUUUGAGCGAUUUUGGCCACCACUAUGGGAGAAGCGUCCACUGCUAAUCACCUAUGUCGAUGGGAUACCGAUGGAGCCUGAGCAUGCUACCGUGGAUCGUCAUCCAUUCGAUUAUCCUGUAUCAUAUCCUGUUGGAGUAUCCGAGCUAUUUGCACGACAUGGACAUUGGUUUGCUUGCUUGGAGAGCUUUCAUCUGGAUUGUGAAGUGGAUAUCGACUUUGCAAGGAAUGCGUUUGGUCAACUCAAUGCCUUACAAUGGAACGAUCACCUGGCUAUUUGCCAUCUUGCACUUGAAUCAAGUAUAUCCAACAAAAGUGCCAAAAAGCUUGCCAAAGAGAUGCUCAAAGAUCGUAGCAACAAUUUGAUCCUGUGGAACGUAUAUGCGCAAAUGGAAAAGAGUCAUGGACGUUUAAAGGAGGCACGCCGAGUAUACCAAACAGCGUUAGCAAGUUAUCGCCAAUUUCCAGAACCAGAUCAACAAUCGGCUCCGCUACUAUACAGCGCUUUUGCACAGCUUGAAUGGGAGGAACAGCGACCUGAAGAAGCUCUCAAGAUCUUGGUAUCCAUGGCAACUGAAGAACCCUAUGCUGAGACGAACCCCGCACCGACCAAUGCGCAGAUCCUAAAAGCACACAAUUACUACAUGCAAAAGACAGCCCAAGCCAAUAUCCUUGUUGGAUCUGAAAACGAGACGACCAUCGCACAUCAUUGCAAUGUAUGCUAUGCCUUGUUGCAGUACAUUACGCGUGGUAUUGAGGCUGCAUCCGAAGUGUACGAGCGGGGACUAGAAUAUAUCAAGGAGCGGCAAGCUGAGCGAGGAUUCGAAAGCGAAGUGCUGUGGGUUGCCUAUGCUCGACUUUUAUACCAACAUGCAGUGGCAGGUGGUGUCGGCUACAAGCCAUCUCAAAUGCGUGCAUUACUGGAAAAGGCAUUGGCGCUAUUUCCCAACAACACCAUCUUCAUCAGCUUGCAUGUGUGGAACGAGACGAGGACCAAGAUUUACAAUCGUGUUCGCAAAUUCUUUACACAAGCACUCGAUGGUGAACCCAAUAUCAUCUUAUGGCUCUCGGCUAUUCGAAGUGAAUUGCAUCGACACCAUCCCUAUGAUGUAAACCUGGUACGAUCCUUGUUUGAAUCUGCCGUGGAUAAUGCAGGGACACGGCCAUCCAUAUUGGUAUGGAAACUUUACAUUGAACAUGAAAUCCGGUGCAAGAACAUGGAUCGAGCAAAGUCAUUGUAUUACCGUGCCAUCAGGGCAUGUCCAUGGUCAAAGGAACUCUAUUUGUUGGGCAUUCGUGUAUUGUCACGACAAUUGUCUGAGAAGGAGCUACAUGAAAUGGUUAGCCUGAUGAUGGAAAAAGAAAUCCGUAUGCGAUGCCCUAUCGACAACACGCUACUUGGUGAUGGUGACGAGGAAGAUAUUGAUGAUUAUCAGAAAAGAAUGAUUGAGGAUGAAUAA